Molecule: messenger RNA, 468 nt
Organism: Schistosoma mattheei
Lineage: Eukaryota; Metazoa; Platyhelminthes; Trematoda; Strigeidida; Schistosomatidae
Source: the annotation of a GenBank genome assembly
AUGUAUGAGAAUCGUUAUUACGUCAGUGUUACAUAUGCAAAUGGAUAUAUCUAUGCAAUUGGAGGUCAUAAUGGUGAAUAUGGAGGUCGUUUAGACUCUGCAGAAAGAUAUACCGUGGAUGGAAAUUUAUGGCAAACUAUAUCUUCAAUGAAUCAUAUACGUAGUGAUGGGUCAACUGGAGAAUUACAUGGGAAAAUAUAUGUGAUUGGUGGAUUUGAUGGUCGAUAUUAUCACGAUUCAGUGGAAUAUUAUGAACCGUUGACGGAUCAAUGGACCUUAAUAAAUCGAAUGAAUUCACCGAGAGGUGGUGUAUCACUUAUUCAACAUGGUGAUUACUUAUAUGCUAUUGGUGGAAACAAUGGAAAUGAUCGUUUGAAAUCCAUUCAACGAUAUGAUCCGAAAGAAAAUAAAUGGGAAAUAAUUGGAGAAAUGAGUCGAAUUAUUUUCGAGUGGGUUUGGGACAAAUAA